Molecule: messenger RNA, 2707 nt
Organism: Kockovaella imperatae
Lineage: Eukaryota; Fungi; Basidiomycota; Tremellomycetes; Tremellales; Cuniculitremaceae
Exons: 4
Coding region: 406-2676 (756 amino acids)
Biological process (GO): regulation of fungal-type cell wall biogenesis
Cellular component (GO): mating projection tip
Source: RefSeq, a predicted model, not a curated record
AUCACUGUUCAUUCUCUCAUUGCUGCUACUGCUGCCGCUGCUGCUCUGCGUCAGACUUUGGAUCGAGAAAUCGCAGAGGUUCGGCACGUCAUAAAGAUCCUCAUAUCGACUGGCUGCUCUUGUCUCCCCUUCUCCAAUGGCAAACUCCCUUCUAAUCAGCCCUUUGAUACUCGCCAUGUCACUGUGUUCCACGCAGUGAACCCAGAAACAAAAUCCCAUCCACUUGGCAUCUGGUCGCACAGACCAACAUCGAGUUGUCUGUGUGAGAACAUCGCAUACGACGUGGAAGAGGCCUGAGUAGCUCUCGACUCCAUCUCAUACUCUCGUUUCAGCAAUAUCAUCACUUCACGCGAUCUCCAAAUAUUACCCUCCUUUGCUCCACUUCAGGGGGCACAUCGACAUCUAAUGUCUCUUUUCCAAUCAAUCUCCAGCUUCUUCGGAGGAGGAGGAAACAACGCUUCAUCGUCUCGACAAGCUAGAAGAGCAGCUGUCAACUCAACAUAUGAUGCGUUCUCCUUGCCUCGAACCGAUGGCAAAUACCGCGAAGGAUCUUUGGGUCCAAGCAUGAAUGACGGAAUGAGCGAUAUCUCAUCUCCAGGCCCGAGCAGAAGGGCCAGUACAGCGUACACCUAUCCCCCGCGCGAGAGCUAUCAACCCUCAUCCAACAUAUACCCGCCUCUCUCUCAUACCUUCAAUCGACUGCGCAGAGCCCUCAGCGACACUUUCCCAGAGCUGCUGGAAACUCUGAACGGACCUGUGGACCCGUCGCUUUUGGCUGCAUUCGAACAGGAAUUAGGGUAUCCUUUGCCUCCCGCCGUUCGUGAUACUCUCUUGAUUGCCGACGGUCAAGACCUCGAUUCCGGUUGCAUCGGACUAUUCUACGGACUCUACCUUUUACCCCUGGAGGAAGUGAUCCGCGAAUGGACGUUCUGGCGGACGGCCGAGUAUGACCCCGACGCGGGUCAGAACCCAGUCUUGCUUGCUACCAUGGCCAGUGUCCCUCCGUCCUGGAUCAAAGGACUUUACGCGUGUCGCGGAUGGCUACCACUGAUCAGUGAUCGAGCUGGAAACUAUGUCGGUGUAGACCUCGAGCCGGGUCCAGGCGGUACAUUCGGUCAAGUCAUCGUGUUUGGACGUGAUUUUGACCGCAAAUGUGUUCUGUGGAGGGGAGAUGGUACCAGCGGAUGGGGCAAAUGGAUAUCGGGAUUCGUCGACGAAUUAGAAAGUGGAGACGGAUGGGAGGCCGACAAAUCCAACUCCUCGGAUGAAGAGGAGGAGCUUGGCUACAGCAAUUACAAUGGAGGAGCUCUUGCAGGAGAAAUCGGCAAGGGAUUCCGUCUCGCCGGAGAGUACCGAGGAUGGAACGUCCUGGAGGCCUGGUGGGAUCGAAGUGUAAGGCAAUGGGAGAAUUUAGGUCUCGGGAUGGACGUAGAAGAGGUGGAACGAGGCCUUCUAGAGGCUCGGCGUCUAGCUGGGUGGGAUCAGUCAGAGCAGAAAUUAUCCAAAGAGGGGUCGAGUGGGACUUCCAACGGGGUCGAGGUCGCAGUGCUCGCCUCUCCGCAAGUAGACACAACACCUUCCACACCUACACCUGCAGAUUCGGACAUCCUCCUGCCGCCGACGUCACCCGAUCAUCCCAUAAAUCAUCGACACCAUGGCAAGACGCCGAUUCGUAUGGUCACCCCUGCAGCUUCCACCCCUUCACAUCCUCUACAACGCGCCCUUCAUCCCUCAGAUAACAAUCUCCUGACCCCCUCUGAUGCGAGACGGCGUCGUGCCCCGCCUCCAGCACCCGUGGCGCUGGACCUCCCCACCCGUGCCGACGUCCAAGCGAUGAGUGCCAUUGCUCAGGCAGAAGUAGGUGGACUCCGAGGAGGAUGGAUCAUGAACAUGGACACGACGGGAUCAAGACGUUACCGACCGAGCGUGGAGGAAGAAAUGGUCGACAUUGACCUCGAAGGGGGCAGGUCUGAAAAGUUUGGCGCUUCAAAGUGGAUGCGAGAGGAGGUCAACAAGGACCGAGAUGGGGCUCGCGAAGUAUCUGCCGAAGAUCGCAGCAAAUUCAUGCCUUUAAUGACGACAAGGACUCCUUCGCCUCUAUCACGAGGACCGUCUGUGGAGUCUCCUCGUAUCGAUUCACCGAGCAAAGUUGAUUACCCCGACAAUACGCCUCGUGCUGCUCAACGAGACAGUACUGGUUUGAACCUCGGCGUUCAAGGGGCCUCACAACAUCUUCAACGGCCUCCGGCUGCUGUCAGUGGUACGAGCCCGAGUCGCGUCAAAAGCUGGCAAGAUGAUGGAGACAACGUGGUCAUCCGGAACGGAGGCACGACCAUGAGCAGGAGCGAAAGAGAGUCGUCUGUCAUAUCGACAGGCAGUAAUGAUGGUUUGCUCGACGGAAGAUCGGUAGCAUCUCGCAGUGCUUCCCCCGCACCUUCAGAAGCGCAAUCAGGUCAUCGACGGGUGUAUAGUGGUGAUCUUUCCGAUCAUCUGAACUCUCCUGCGACUGUCAAAGCCGGAAGGAGCGCCGAUCCUGACCGGCCGCCGCCGCGGCCAACUCACCACUCGAAACGAUCUUCUAUGAGAAUGUCGGCAGCGAAACCCAUUAGCAGUCUAGAGGAAGGAAUGGAGGAUGUGAGUCUAGGAGAAGAUAGGCAAGGCCAAGUGAUGGGCUAGUCCAUCAAGCAUGUAUCGCGUAUCUAUUUAC